Gymnogyps californianus (California condor) is the source of this 3625-nucleotide messenger RNA. RefSeq names its product thymidine kinase 2 (gene TK2). Gene Ontology annotation, molecular function: deoxynucleoside kinase activity. The record is from RefSeq and is a predicted model, not a curated record. Bases 426 to 1280 code for a protein of 284 amino acids. The transcript has 10 exons. Gene Ontology annotation, cellular component: mitochondrion; cytoplasm. Lineage: Eukaryota; Metazoa; Chordata; Aves; Accipitriformes; Cathartidae.
UUGUAGUAAUUCCUAAGUCUAGUAAUAUCUUUAAAUUACUAGUGGUUUGAGGAUUAUUUUUUUUUAGUGACAUACGUUGAUUGUAUAUUCACUUUUGUUUGUGACUGCUGAGUGCGUUCUUCCAUGAUAGAGUUAUUUUCAUGGUCUUACCACAAUGUAAGUAUACCAAGAGGUUCAAAUCACGUCCGCUCUAAGAACUGAAAUUCGUUAAUAACGUGCCUACUUACUCCUCCAGCCAGUGUCCCAUUGUUGGUCUUGAUUAUUAUUGCAAACAGGCACACAACGAGGAGGAACAACGCUGCAAUCACCGAGUUGAAAAAAUCCUGAAACAGCCAGUGGAAGCAAAAUAUUUAUUCAUACAUGCCUGAAGAAGAAUGUGAAUAGCUCCCAAUAUUGUAUGAAACAUUAAAAAUUACUGCUUUACUAUGAAAUGGAAUUACACUAAUAUCCAUGUAAGUUCGAUAGUGACACCCAGUGGUUUGAUGUUAAAAACAGUGUUUGUGAUAAAACUUCCUCAUUUUGCCUUUUUUUUUCAGUCAUAUUUAUGCAACUUGGCUACGCUUGAUAGACUAAAGCAGCAAAUAAAUUUAAAAAACAGAGAUAAACAUCUGAUAAAAGAAGAUGAUAGAAAGACAGUUAUAUGUAUCGAGGGGAACAUUGCAAGUGGAAAAACAACAUGCCUGGAUUAUUUUGCACAAACUACCAGCCUUGAGGUUUUGACAGAACCGGUGACUAAGUGGAGGAACGUUCGUGGUCAUAAUAUCCUGGGCUUAAUGUACCAGGAUGCAGCAAGAUGGGGGAUAACAUUACAGACUUACAUACAGCUUACGAUGUUGGAGCAGCAUACCAGACCAAUGAUUUCCCCCAUAAGAAUGAUGGAGCGAUCAAUUCACAGUGCAAAAUACGUUUUUGUAGAAAAUUUGUAUCGAAGCGGAAAAAUGCCAGAGGUGGAUUAUGUUGUCCUAACUGAAUGGUUUGACUGGAUCCAGAACAACACCGACGUUUCAGUUGAUUUGAUAGUUUAUCUGCAGACUUCUCCUGAAGUUUGUUAUGAGAGGUUAAAGAGAAGAUGCAGAGAAGAGGAAAAGAUCAUUCCUCUGGAAUAUUUAGAAGCUAUUCAUCAGCUCUAUGAAGAGUGGCUCAUUAAACGUACACUGUUCAAUGUUUCCUGCCCAGUGCUUGUUAUUGGAGCUGACCAUGACAUGCAGAAAAUGAUAGAAAAGUAUGAAGAAAACCGGAACCAAAUACUAAACCCAUAUAAUACGCAACACCAUUUAUAGAAGUCUGCAGUAGUUGUAUUUUAAAAAACAUGUUUAUGAAGUCUGAUUUGGGGGCACUUUUGAGUAUGUUUAAUAUUUCUAAAUAUAAUGGUUUUUGCUCUUGAAUUAUGCUUUGUAGAAUGUUGUGGACUUACUGCUAUGAAAUGUUCAGAUAGAAGUCAUCAACAGAAUAUAAGCCAAUUCCCUUUCAUGUUUUUAGGUUCUCCAUCAGCUUUACUAUGUCAGUUCUAUCCAGCUAAAAUACGGCUGUUUCUCCCAUUUCCCCCUUCACUGCUGCUUCCUAUAAUGAACCUAAGUUUCUUCUUUUUUUUUCUCCAAAGACAAUCCUGUUUUUGUAAUUUGAAAGAAAUAGUUCCAUACAAGAGGUGGGAUGUCCUUUUUUAUUAGUAGAGGAAGCAAAUUAAGUGCAUCAAGUUAAAGUAGCCUUGUAAAUAGGUCUUACCAGGUUGAAAUAGGGGGUCUUACUCUAAUCCUGCCUACACUAGUGCAGUUUCAUUGAAUUCAGUAAGUUUCUUCUGCUUUACAUGAAAUCACAAUAUAGCUGUAGUUCUGAAGAUAACUAUGCACUAGUAUAGUCCCACUGAAUUCAGUGGCAAAAAAAGAGUAACAGUUUUCGUAAGUGAUUGCAGAAUGGCUCUGAGGCUUUUUUUCAAGCUACGUUUUUAAAAGGGCUUAUUUCUCUCCAGUGUUCAUGAAAUCACCGGCCCUGCUAUGGCCGAGUUGAGGACUAGUGAAAAUACAGGGUGCACAGAACUGUAUUUGUUGUUCCUUUCAAAUGGAUAUAAAAAACGCUAGAAUUAAUUGAUUUCUUAACUAUUUUGGAUUCUUUGAUUGUACUUUUUUUCUAAAGGAAAACACAGAUGGUUCUUUGGGUUUAUAUCUUGAUCAGUUUAUUGUGACUUACAGGUACUUGGAGAGUAGAGAAAAAUAGUGGGGGUUUCAUUCUUGCACUUGUUAGCUCAAGUGUUGAGUUGCCCUUAAUUUCUGCUUUACCCUCUGAGUGUUGUCUUCAAGAUAAUCCUUUUAAUGCACCAGUUCUGACUGUUUUUACAUUACUUUUUCUGUUUGAGGGGAAUGAUUCCUGAAGUACAGUAUGUAAUUUUUUUUUUCUGUAAUAGUUUUGGUUGGUUUAAUUGGAGCAAGCAAAGUUAACAGUGCUUUAAAACACACUUACAUUAAUGUAGUUGAGCAUCUGUCAUAGCUUUGUAGUGAAUGCUUCUAAAAAUGGCUAAUGUCCAAGACUUCAGUUAGUACUUUCGCUUAUUACAUACAUUUGUCUGUAACUUGUUCGAGGAUAUAAAUUUUCAGUUACUUGACUUUUCCAUGUUCCACCUGAUGUUGAACAGUAUCUGAUGGUAUUUACUUUUGGAGAUCGCUUCACUGCUUUUAUUUUGUAGUUUUGUGGUAGUUGGUUUUGUGGUAUGCCUAAAAAUCAUUGUAUUGAAAUGACUGCACUGUUUUCCAAGUCAGGAAAUGCCGUUUAUUUGUUGUUGUUUCCAUCUGGUGGGAUAUUUUUUUUUCCAAAUCAGUACAACUUAAUAAUGAUCAGUGCACUGAGAGAGCGUUUCCUAGUGAAGUACUAAAUUAGUAUACUAAAGCUUGUGAACCCAGUAUUGCCAUUCUAUUGUUCUGUUGUAAAGCUUUAGAAUUCUAGCUUAAAAAUAAGAUUUUGCGUGUUAAGGAAUUAGCUUCCUUAUUGAAGCUUAUUUGUAGGGGGAUAGUAGUCAUUCUUGAAACCUUCUGUUAAACUGUCAAAAUUUUUUCUUCUGUAAGAGACCAAAAGAACUAUUUCUUUGGAAAUAGUUCUAUAAAUUUGAAGUUCAGUCAUCUGCAGUUUGUUCUUAAUUCUAAUUUCAUUAUGGGUUGUAGAAGCCAAGGAUGUAUAUUUUGCACACAGUCCAGAAAAUAUCACUUAAUUGUUUUGUACAGAGAAUCUUACAGUACAAAGAAUCUCACUGUUAUCUUUCAGCUUUUGAAAGAAAUUUAUGCUUUUUGGUCAGAUUUUUCUCCCCCCUUUAUUAUAUCAAAACAGGAGUUUGGGUGGAGGUUAUUGAUAUUCAUAAUUAUAAUGGAAUAUAAAGGAAUCAUUUAUAUAACUUAUUAAAAAUUACAGAUGCGAUGGCUACAGAGAGCAUGUUUAUUUUAUGUUUUGCUAUCAAUUUUCAUGUAUAGAUUUUCAUAUACAGGAAGGUUGGGGUAUUUAAUGAAAACUGGGAACAAAACCAAACAGGUUGCUUGUUAUGUGUCAUAAAUGUAAAAUGUUUGCAGUCUGCUCUAGAUGUGUAGAUUCUGCUCUAGAUGUGUAGAUAAAAAUACUGCAGUAAUCAUAAAUACCUGUUUUUAAA